Messenger RNA from Cladocopium goreaui, 2847 nucleotides. Lineage: Eukaryota; Dinophyceae; Suessiales; Symbiodiniaceae. The record is from the annotation of a GenBank genome assembly.
AUGGAUAUGUUAAGGAAGAUGAUGAGGAAAUCUCCUGCGGAGGACAGGUACACGGAGCUCGGAGAGCGAGAAUCGCGGGAACUGAUGCACGAGGACGCAGACCCGGAGGCAGCGGUCGAGCACGAAGCUUCGGGACGCCAAGUGUCGGGACAUCUGCAGGAUGGCUUGGCCAAGCAAUUCCUCGACAAACCGGGAAUUCCAAUGCCGCCAAUCCCCCGCUUCCGUGCGACCUUGUGCUGUCGAUGGCUGCUGCUGGUAUUCAUCUUGAUAGGCUUGGUACAUUGGCUUGGCCGCUUCAUGACGGUGCAAGCCUUUCACGACAUCACAAACGUGAAGGAGUUGGAGUUGGAAGUGGACAACUGUGAUGUGGAAAUGGCUCCUCUUCCUCCCAAGCUGAAGAACGGUGCGGUGACCAUUCAGUACUGGAAAUUCAUGAGCCAAAUCCAUCGCAUUUCGAGUGAGGAGGACAAGAUGACGAUCCAAGUGGACAUGAGGGUCAAAGUACCCAUGUUCCGCUGUCUCAUUUCCAUUUUCACGAAUCACAGCAAACUGGAUAAAAUUUCCGGACACAUCGGAGGAACUCAACAUUGUCGCUUGAUGAUGAUGGAAGCCAUCUCCAAGGAGGUGCACCUAACCUCCCAACAAGUGACUAUGCAGUUUCAAGCCUUGCCAAAGAAGGUGCAUGUGGAGAGCUCCCAAGGCUUGGUGGCGAUCCGCCCGCAAACGGUGCCGGAGGGCUGGGAUGCCACCAUCAAGAAAAGUGGCUACAACGUCUUCAGCAUCCUCAAUCUGAUCCUCAAUGCCAUUGGCGUAGGCGCCGUGUUAUGGUGGGCCUUCGCCUCUUGGCGCUUGCACAAGAUCCACUCGCCGCUGACGCCCGAUGGCCUUGGAACAGUGGCACCGGUGGCGAAAGCCGGGGUGCGCGGAGGCAAGGGAGGGAAGCAUCACUCUGCUGAGAAUCCAGACAGAUACUUCUCGCAAGGAGCUGCGCUAAAGGGUGGUGGUCCUCCACCGUUCUGGGUCUUCUGUGCAGGGCAGUGGCAGGACUGCUGGUGCCCCGGCGACAUUCGCUGGGGAAAUGAAGAGACUUGGCAUGUGGUGCCACUGCCCAAGUCGGGAGAUUCCCACAAAGUCACCUGUACCAUCGAGCAUUUGCCCGACAAUCUCCCUGGAGACGACAUGAAACACUGCGAGUGCUUGAUCGAUCCCAACUCUGCCAGCUAUCCCCGGACCAAUGCCAUGAUGCUGGAGGACGGGGAAGCUGAACGCCUGGGUGCGACGCUGGUGUCUUCAUGCGAACUGUUCUUUGGUGCGCGGAAGAAGCAGCCAGUGGAUAUGGCCCAAUGGAUGGCCAUGGAAGGCUUGUGCUCGGAAGACUGGGAGGAGCGCAUGCGCUUCAACCGCUCCAUGAAGGCUGGUCCAAAGCAAAUCAGUCUGGAAGUGCGACAGCAGCUCUUUCGUGCACGAGUGGAUGCACGCUUUAAGAAGAUCAUGUCCUCCGUGACAUCGAAGUCCUGGUUUCGCCGCGCUUUCGUGACCUACGUGGCCGGGGAACCAUCCAGUCCCUUUGUGCAGAUGGCCACGGAGCUCAUCAAGUCAGUUCACUACUUCUCCUCUUGGCCCAUCAUCGUCUUCAACUUCGGCCUGGUUACGCCACCAGCUUGGACCCCGGAGGAGUUUCCACGGCUGGUGAUUCUGCAUUCCUUGCCCCUGCCGCGCGAAAAUCCCAUGAAGAGGAGCUUCAACUUCAACAAGUUGCGAUCCAUCUUGAUGUCGCGGGUGAAGACGGGGAUCCAGCUGGAUGUGGAUCAGUUCAUUGCACCCAACGCGGACGUUCUCUUCAAACUCACCGAGGGCUAUGUGGACAAGGCGUAUCCCUUCCCCCUGAUGCCGGCGCACUUCCUGGACUGGAGCAUCAAGGACCAGAAGGACGCCCCGUGGUGGCCCAGAUAUUGCCCCAAUCCCAGCAAGCCGUGCCCCAUGCAGACCAUGCGAUGGGCCCACGCCCAUCCCACCUGGACCUACUGGGCCUUGCCCUUCUUCGGCCGCUGGGUGCGGCGCCACUUCCGCGACGAGCGGCUGCCCAACGUCACGCUGCAAGGCUUCGAGGCCCCGGGGCUGCGCGUGGGCAACAUCCCGGAGGACGAGGAUUUGCUGAACGUGGCGCUGUGGGAGGAGCGUGCCAGCAAGCAGUGGUGCAAGUUCGACGUCCCCGCUACCGUGGAGUUCGAGUCCCUGUUGACCUGGCAGAGCAGCCAUGGCAACAGCUGCAAGGAGGGCAUUGGUUGCACCAACAUCGGGGGAGACGAACGUUGGUACAAGAACGGCGUGCCAAAGGUCUACUGGACAGCGCAUCAUGCAGUGGAUGCAGCCCAGACUGCGCAAAUUCUGGAGCGCAUUCAGGCGAAGGAGAAGGAGGGCAACUGGCCACCGGCCAUUGUCUACGAUGAGAAGUUCUGGAAAUCUGGGGAGGAGUUGCAUGCUGCAUAUCCGGACCUCCAGAAGAGAGAUGCAGCCAGAAUAUCGUGGAAUAUCUGCGAAUUGAAGUCCCAAAGCUGGGCAAAGCGCCUGAUGCACGGGGGCCAAAGGCCAAGAGAGGCAUGUGCCUUCCGUGGUGAGCAAAGCAAUGCGAGAGCUGCGGCGGACCACGCCAACGUCCUGGUGGAGGUGCCAAGUUCCUUCAGCUUGGACCUAGCAGGAGAAUCGGAGAAGCACACGGUGCUGGCGGGCGAGAAAGUGCACACGGCCACCCCGGGGCAGUACCAGAUGCACGGCGGCCCCAAGAAUGGCAAAUUGAAGUCGGACUUCCCAGGGGUGUGGAGACGAAGGGAGCCAGAUGCAUCAUGA